This is a messenger RNA of Physeter macrocephalus (sperm whale), 1687 nucleotides long. Its product is annotated as protein timeless homolog. The transcript has 7 exons. The annotation marks the transcript as partial. Gene Ontology annotation, cellular component: replication fork protection complex. NCBI's taxonomy places the organism in Eukaryota, Metazoa, Chordata, Mammalia, Artiodactyla, Physeteridae. Gene Ontology annotation, biological process: DNA repair; DNA replication checkpoint signaling; replication fork arrest. The record is from RefSeq and is a predicted model, not a curated record. Gene Ontology annotation, molecular function: DNA binding.
AUUGAGCUAGCCUCUUUCCAAAGACCUCUGUUUCCUUUACUAAUCCCUUUCCCCUGUUGCUCUUGGGCAUUCACACUUUCUUUCUCUUUAGAUGUCCUGGGUAAUAUCAUGAAGAACAUCACAGCCAAACGGUCACGGGCCCGAAUAGUGGAUAAACUGCUGGCUCUGGGGCUGGUGGCUGAGCGGCGGGAGCUGUACAAGAAACGCCGGAAGAAGUUGGCACCCUCAAGCCUGCCUAAUGAAGAGGAGUCCUUGAACCAUUUUUGCCAGGAAGAUCUAGAAGAAGAGGAAAACCUGCCAGAGGAAGAGAGUGAAGAGGAUGAAGAGAAAGAGGAGGGCUCAGAAGCAGAACAAGCCCACGGUGGCUCCGUCCUUUCAACUCAAAACCUUGGGCAAAACCUGCAUCAGGAAGGCUUUUCUGCUCCCCUCCUGUGGCUCCAGAACUGCCUCCUUCGAGCAGCGGAUGAUCGGGAAGAGGUUGGCUGCUCUCAGGCAGUUCCACUGGUGCCACUGACAGAAGAAAAUGAGGAAGCGAUGGAAAAUGAACAGUUUCAGCAGCUGUUGCAAAAGCUAAGGGUUCGGCCUCCUGCCUCUGGGCAGGAAACCUUCUGGCGAAUUCCAGCCAAGCUGAGUCCCACCCAGCUCCGGAGGAUGGCAGCUUCUUUGAGCCAACCAGAGGAGGAGGAAAAGCUUCAGCCAGGAUUAGAACCUAAGGUCCCUAGAGAGCAAGGCCCUGAGGAGGCGCACCAACAGGAGCACCGAGCACAUGCCCUGAGGGCCCUCCUGUCAGCCCGGAAAAAGAAAGCAGGCCUGGUGUCCCCAGAGGAGGAAGGGACUGAUGGUGGGAAAGAGCAGCUGAAAGUGGCACCCAAGAAGCGACAGCUGCUGGACAGCGAUGAGGAAAAGGAGGAAGAUGAGGGCGGGACCAAAGCACCAGAGUUGGGAGCUCCAGGAAUCCAGAAGAAGAAGCGGUUUCAGAUUGAGGAUGACGAUGAGAGCGACUGAAGAGCCAGAUGCCUAGGGGCAGAGAUAGACCCAUUUUUAAGUGGUGAAUUUAAAUCUGAGUUUGGAGGGGCAUACAGGACCUGGAAACUCCUCUUACUGGACAGAAGCUUUGGAGCCCUGGACUUCCCCAUGGAUUUAGGGUCCAGGAAAUCCAGGCAACAGUGUUGGCCUCCUGUUCAGUCACUUCUUGCUCCUCCCACUUUUAUCAGUGUGUCUUAGUAGCUCUCUGGAGACUUCUUCCUCUUCUUCUUUGGUUAAUAGCACACCCUGGCAAAGGAGAGGAGUGAGUGAAUAUAGAAGGCACCUUGGACCCCUCUCACUGGUCUGUUCCUUUUGGCUUUCUGCUGGAGGUGGGUCACAGCACUAGAUGGGGAGUUUUGUGACAUGAUUAGUGGGGAUGUUGCACCAUUUUUAAAAGGCACUAGACGCGCCCAUCCUCAUUUUCUUUCCUAUGAUCACCCCCUGAACACCAGAUUGAGCCCAGUUCCUAAUGUUGAAAUAGGGUUGGGAUGCAGUACUCUUCAGAUGAUGAACGUGUUUGGUUGGUGUUUGGCAUUGAAUUAAACAUGUAAAAUUAAAAGUUGCCAAUGUUGAUCUGACUUGCCAAUCUGUCUAAAUACCUCAACCCUCCACCUGCUAUGUUCGUUUAAGAACUUUUAACUAUUAGGGUUAAAAGAGACUA